Messenger RNA from Zasmidium cellare ATCC 36951, 1143 nucleotides. RefSeq lists its product as uncharacterized. The record is from RefSeq and is a predicted model, not a curated record. The transcript has a single exon. The coding region runs from base 1 to 1143 and encodes 380 amino acids. NCBI's taxonomy places the organism in Eukaryota, Fungi, Ascomycota, Dothideomycetes, Mycosphaerellales, Mycosphaerellaceae.
AUGUUGAUGCUCCUUUUUAGCUACGUGCUGCCACUCAGCCUGGUAGCAGCGAUACCUUUCAGCCACCACACACCGUCAGGAUGCUCCAACGCACCCUCAUCUGAUCCUUUGCAGACUCUUGUGCAUUUCGCGGAUGGCACGUGGGCUGAGAACCUCUACAUUCGGGCUGACGGAUCAAUCAUCGUCUCGCUUUAUGAAGGCGGACCAGGCCAGAAUGUUCUCGUCACACCACAGGCUGAAGGACCGGCCACCGUUCAAGUUCUUCACCGAUUUCCCAACGAGAAGAUCGGGGCUCUGGGAAUCGUGGAACUCGAACCCGACGUCUUCUACUUUGCGACAGUUGAGCGAGGACGUCUUGCCACCGAUUCACCACCAGGUACAGGGCAGGUCUGGAGCUUCAACCUGAACGACUUUAGCGGAACAGAGUUGCCCGUUCGUUUGGUCUCCAAUCUGACAGACUCCAUCCUUCCCAAUGGGAUGACAACAACUCAGGGCCAGUCACCGAAAAAGCUUCUCGUAGCAGACUCGCAGCGAGGUGUUAUCUGGCGAGUCGAUCCCGAUACUGGAGCCUUUGAUAUUGCUUCAAACGACACUCUACUACACAAUCUCACAUCCACACUUGUUGGACUCGGCGUAAACGGCGUUCACACGAAAGAUGACUUCUUAUACUUCACCAACACGCAAGAAAACCUCUUUGGCCGAAUGCCCAUUUCCGACUCGGGCCUGCAGGUCGGUCCGGCUGAACUUCUAAACAAUCUGACCUUUACUGGAGUGGAUGACUUCACAGUUCUCCCAGGACCUGGAAAUGCAGCGGUAAUGGCGAGUGACCCAGAUAAUGGUACUUUCUUUGAAUCCCAAUCGUGCACCAAGCGUUUGGCAACGACGAACGGAACAACCGCCAACAAGAUCGCAUGGUCUCAGAUGAAGCCAAAUGGCGUUGUGCCGGUGUACCUUACAAGCGAGGGAGGCUUUAUGGAUGAGCAGCCGGGACCAAUCACCGUCGGUGGUACGUUGAGUGUGUUUGAGAUGGACUUGAGCCCGCUCAUCUCCAGCUGGAGUCACAAGCCAUCGUCUUGGAAAGGUUGGCCUGGCCAUGUAGGCGACUGGCAGGAGUGGAGCGGUCGAGAGCCAUUCGUCAUGUGA